This is a messenger RNA of Hevea brasiliensis (rubber tree), 2420 nucleotides long. RefSeq names its product bifunctional TH2 protein, mitochondrial. Bases 61 to 1923 code for a protein of 620 amino acids. The record is from RefSeq and is a predicted model, not a curated record. Gene Ontology annotation, cellular component: cytosol. The transcript is spliced from 7 exons. NCBI's taxonomy places the organism in Eukaryota, Viridiplantae, Streptophyta, Magnoliopsida, Malpighiales, Euphorbiaceae.
CGUAAGCCCCACAACUGCCUAUUCACUUACUCUUAUAUUUCUCUCUCUCUAUCUCUCUUGAUGCGCCUACCUUUCCUCGCUCCAAACCCAAGCAAAACCCCACUAUUCCAUCUCAUCUUGCUCUCUCACUCGCUCCGAUCCAACUCUAUCAACUUGCCCAGACGUUUCUCAACUCGGAGAUCGUCACUUCCUAGAAUGGCGAUCCCUCCUAAGCUAGUAUCCUCUUCCUCUUCUUCUUUCCCUACUACUGCUAGAGGAAGCAGCGAGGAAGGUCUCGCUAAUAAAUUGUGGAUCAAGUUCCGCCGAGAAUCGAUUUUCGCUAUGUACACUCCCUUCGUCGUUUGUUUGGCUGCUGGAAACCUUAAGAUUGAGACUUUUAGGCAUUGCAUCUCCCAAGAUUUUCACUUCCUCAAAGCCUUUGCCCAUGCGUAUAAAUUGGCAGAAGAGUGUGCUGAUGAUGAUGAUGCAAAGCUAGCUAUCACCAAGUUGAGGAAGGGGGUCUUAGAGGAGCUAAAGAUGCACAAUUCAUUUGUACUGGUAUGGGGUAUAGACCCUUCUAAAGAGGAGACUAUCAAUUCUGCAACUGUAAGAUACACAGAUUUCUUGUUGGCUACAGCCUCUGGGAAGGUCGAAGGAGUUGAAGGUCCUGGUAAACUUGCAACUCCUUUUGAAAGAACCAAAGUUGCAGCUUAUACUCUUGGUGCCAUGACACCUUGCAUGCGGCUUUACGCUUUUCUAGCUAAGGAGUUGCAAGCAAUUGUAGAUUCAGAGGAUGGUAGUCAUCCUUACAAGAAGUGGAUUGACAAUUACUCAUCUGAGGGUAUUGAGGCAUCAGCUCUGCAAACUGAAGACUUGCUGGAUAACCUUAGUAUCCCUUUGACAAGCGAAGAGCUUGACAUCAUUGAAAAGCUUUAUCACCAAGCCAUGAAACUUGAAAUAGAGUUCUUCAAUGUGCAGCCACUUUCUCAGCCCACUGUCGUUCCUCUAACAAAAGAGCAUAACCCUGUAGAAGAUCGCCUUGUGAUAUUUUCUGAUUUUGAUUUGACAUGCACCAUUUUUGAUUCCUCUGCCAUUUUGGCAGAGAUUGCAAUUGUAACAGCACCAAAAUCUGAUCAGGCUCAACCGGAGAAUCAAAUUGCUAGGAUGUCAUCAGAUGAGCUGAGGAAAGCUUGGGUUCUUCUCUCUGGACAGUAUACAGAAGAGUAUGAACAAUGCAUUGAAAGUAUUCUGCCCCCUGAAAAAGUGGAGUUCAACUAUGAAGUUCUGUGUAAAGCACUUGAGCAACUUUCAGACUUUGAGCGAAAGGCAAAUGCUAGAGUGGUUGAAUCUGGAGUUCUCAAGGGUCUGAAUCUUGAAGACAUAAAAAGAGCUGGUGAACGACUGAUUCUUCAAGAUGGUUGCACCAGUUUUUUUCAGAAAAUUGUGAAGAAUGAAAAUUUGAAUGCUAAUAUACAUGUGGUCUCAUAUUGUUGGUGUGCUGAUCUCAUCAGAUCUGCUUUCUCAUCAGCAGGGGGUUUGGAUGUUCUGAAUAUACAUGCAAAUGAGUUCUCUUUCGAAGUUUCAAUUUCCACCGGCGAGAUUAUUAAAAAGGUGGAAUCUCCUAGAGACAAAGUUCAAGCUUUCAACAAUAUUUUAAAGAACUACAGCACUGACAGAAAGAACUUGACUGUUUAUAUUGGAGACUCAGUUGGUGACCUGCUUUGUAUGCUUCAGGCAGAUAUAGGCAUUGUGAUUGGGUCUAGCUUAAGCCUAAGGAGAGUGGGAAAUCAGUUUGGUGUGUCCUUUUUACCAUUGUUCCCUGGCUUGGUUAAAAAACAGAAAGAGUACAUCAAAGAAAGCUCUUCCACUUGGAAGGGGCAAUCUGGCAUUCUAUACACAGUUUCUAGCUGGGCUGAAAUACAUGCCUUCAUUUUGGGGUGGUAGAAUCGUUUUUUGUUCUCACGCUCUCUUCUGCAAGUCAGUUAGGACAAUUGAAGGAAUCAUUCAUAUAAAAUGAACACACAUACAAAUUGGUGGCUAAUUUUUUUAGGGCCCACAGAAUUUCUUCUGUUUCCCUUUUCUUUUUCUUUACAGGGUCGUCCAUUCUGAAAGAUAAUGCCAUGUUGUUGGCUGGAUAAUGCUGUGAACUGGGCAUCUAGAGGGGAGGCCGUAGGAAGGAUGGCAUUAUAAGAAGAGUUGUCAUCAUUUUGUCCAUAUGAAUAUUUCAGAUCUGUGUACUGCUACUGCUAUAAAUUUUUGCUAUUCAGAUGCUAUUGCUAUAUGAUAUUUGGCAGGUAUAGCAAGUUGGAAAUGAUAAUAUGUGAAAUUUUGUGACAUCAGUACUAAAAGGAUCAGGUUCCUUCUGGCAAUUGAUUGUAUCCUGCGGCUCUCUUUUUGCUAUGAAAAAAAAAAAAUGAUAUUACCCUCUACUUAUUGAUGAA